AUGGACGAGUAUCAAAUCAAGCAUACCCCUUGGUAUCAAUCCUCCGUUGAGGCCUUCGCAGCCAAAGCUGCCAGGGAGGACCUGGGCCGCCCUGAGGAUCCAAAUGCCACCCCGAAUCCCGACAUGAUUGUUGCUGCUCGACUUCGACCCAUUCUGGAAGAUGAGGUAGCUGCCGGGCUUAUUCGUGGUGUUUAUACCCGAUCCAGCGCGAACGGCGCCGUCGAUGUACACCAGAUCCGGAAACACAUCAAACCAUUGGGCCCUCCUACUUUGGUUUCUACCUCGGUUCGCCUUGACCGAGUAUACGGGCCGGAGGAUACUUCCGAGCAGAUUUACCAAGAUUUGGUGCAGCCCCUGGUUCCCUGGGCAUGGAGCGGUGGUGUCAGCACAAUGUUUGCCUAUGGUCAGACUGGCUCUGGAAAGACUUUCACCGUCAGCGCCAUUGAGAAGCUGGCUGCCGAGUCUCUGAUGCGAGGGGAUCUGGAAGGCAAACGCAAUGUUCAUGCGUGCAUCAUUGAACUAGCGGGCAAUCGAGCCUUUGAUCUUCUCAACUCGCGCAAGCCGAUCUCUGUUCUUGAGGAUUCUUUUGGCGUCACCCAGCUCGCCGGAGCUAUGGAAUUCGAAGUGACUGAGGCAGGCACUCUACUUGACUUGAUCGAGAAAGCAGCAACGUAUCGCAGAACAGCAUCAACAGAAAAAAACGAUGCUUCAUCCCGUUCUCAUGCAAUUUGUCGCAUACGAAUCGAGAACCCCACCAUGCCCGCUGCCGAAGACGGUCUCCUCUAUCUUAUCGACUUAGCUGGCUCCGAGGCUGCUCGAGAUAGGGCCAAUCACACAGCCGAUCGAAUGAAGGAGGCACGUGAGAUCAACACCAGUCUGUCGGUCCUUAAAGAUUGCAUCAGGGGUAGGGCUACCGUUGAUGCGGCAUCUUUGACGGGAAAACCAAAGAAACCAACCCACAUUCCCUUCCGACAGAGCUCGCUCACCAAAAUCUUGAAGCACGUCUUCGACCCUAACAGCCGUCGCACGUGCAAAACUGUGGUGAUGGCCUGCGUCAACCCAAGUCUUCCGGAUACCCCGGCCGGCAAAAACACACUCAAGUAUGCCGAAAUGUUGAGAGUCCUCUUGCCCAAAGCGAAGCCUUGGCCAUAUGAUCCCGACGUACCCUUCACCUGGACCAAUGAGCAAUUGAGACAGUGGGUCGAGGCCAAUUCCGGCACGCCUAUUAUUUCAGGCGGUUUACUUGCACCUUCUGAGUCUGGCGCUCAGCUCCUCCGGCUGCCAACGCCAGAGUUUCUCACCAGAUGCCUUAAAUCACCAGGUGUGACUGAGGAUCAAGCUCGUGCCUUUGAGGCAAAGUUCUGGCGUUUGCAUAUCGAUUCACAAAAAGCAUCUUCAAAAACGGUAGAACCAAAGACGGAAGAGGAGCCGCAGAGUAAGGCCGUGGCAACAAUGUCACGAAACCAGCUACUGGCCUCAAGUAUCGACCUUGAUCCAAAUGCCGCACAGGUGCCUUUCAAGGAGCGUAUUCGCCCAGGCAUGGUCGUUCGGUGGAAUCCGCCUGCUGGCUUUUCAGGAACCUUGCCGGGGCUGAACAUGGUGGCAAUUCUAUGCCCUCAAUCAGCCGCUGGAACUCAUGCACGAGAUCUCGACGGCAACUUAGUCCUGAGGGCUGGAUCAGAGCCCGAGGGCAAGAAGUAUCUCUGUGCCAUGGUACUCCCUGGGUUCAUGGCUGAUUCGUACGAGCUUAGCAUGUGGCGUCAAGUCGUGGUGGACGUUGAGCAAAUGGAGGCCGAGGUGUUUCUUGAGUACGAUUCGGCAACGAGGUAUUGUCAUGUCACACUCUAG
Messenger RNA from Colletotrichum truncatum, 1848 nucleotides. Its product is annotated as kinesin motor domain containing protein. Gene Ontology annotation, biological process: microtubule-based movement. Gene Ontology annotation, molecular function: ATP hydrolysis activity; microtubule binding; ATP binding. NCBI's taxonomy places the organism in Eukaryota, Fungi, Ascomycota, Sordariomycetes, Glomerellales, Glomerellaceae. The record is from RefSeq and is a predicted model, not a curated record. Gene Ontology annotation, cellular component: kinesin complex; microtubule; spindle.